Messenger RNA from Setaria italica (foxtail millet), 1884 nucleotides. RefSeq names its product UDP-sulfoquinovose synthase, chloroplastic. Gene Ontology annotation, molecular function: UDPsulfoquinovose synthase activity. The transcript has 3 exons. NCBI's taxonomy places the organism in Eukaryota, Viridiplantae, Streptophyta, Magnoliopsida, Poales, Poaceae. Bases 220 to 1647 code for a protein of 475 amino acids. Gene Ontology annotation, biological process: sulfolipid biosynthetic process; glycolipid biosynthetic process. The record is from RefSeq and is a predicted model, not a curated record.
CGCUCCUCCUCCUGACCCCGUGCUCCUUCAAAAAUCAGCAGUCGCUCGGCCCCCGCUGCUAUCCAUCCAAUCCUCCUCUCCCCCUCCGCCUCUCCUCGCAGUCGUCGCCCUCGUCCUCCCGGGGAUUGGCGCGGUGUGGAUAGGCACCAGGACGCGGGUCGAUCCCUCCUUUUGGUGGUAACUGGGUAUCUACAAAUUUGAACUGAAAGAGAGAGGAUUAUGAAAAUGGCACAUUUGAUAACUAACUGUACUUUCAGUGCAUCUCCUGCUGUUAAGACGCUCUCCGGAUCUCCUAGUUAUUGCUGCAAUGUUGGCCGAUUACAGAACUCAAAAUCUUCAAAUCUGUCCCUCAAAUCUUCUUCCAAGAGACAAAAGAAGUCAUAUGUUACUUGUGCUAGUGCUGCUGUACAAGGACAUACACAAACACCUCUUGCUGGUAGUCAGGAAGCUUCAUCCUCCAAGCCUAAAAAAGUAAUGGUUAUUGGUGGAGAUGGAUACUGUGGGUGGGCGACAGCUCUUCAUCUCUCCAACAAAGGUUAUGAGGUCGCUAUUGUCGAUAAUCUUGUUCGACGUCUUUUUGAUCACCAACUUGGUCUUGAUUCCCUUACCCCCAUAACUUCCAUCCAAAAUCGUGUCCGUAGAUGGAAGUCUCUCACUGGCAAGACAAUUCAGCUCUUUAUUGGUGACAUAUGUGAUUUUGAAUUCCUCUCAGAAGCCUUCAAGUCUUUUGAGCCAGAUGCUGCUGUCCACUUUGGUGAGCAGAGAUCCGCACCAUACUCUAUGAUUGAUCGUUCAAGGGCAGUCUACACACAGCAUAACAAUGUUAUUGGAACACUUAAUGUCUUGUUUGCCAUUAAGGAGUACAGUGAAGAGUGCCAUCUGGUUAAGCUGGGAACUAUGGGUGAGUAUGGAACACCAAACAUUGACAUUGAAGAGGGGUUUAUCACUAUUACUCAUAAUGGAAGAACUGACACCUUGCCUUACCCAAAACAAGCAAGCUCCUUCUACCAUCUAAGCAAAGUGCAUGACUCCCACAACAUAGCAUUUACUUGCAAGGCUUGGGGUAUAAGGGCCACAGAUCUUAACCAAGGUGUUGUCUAUGGAGUCAGAACAGAUGAAACUGCAAUGCAUGAGGAGCUAUCUAACAGGUUUGACUAUGAUGGUGUCUUUGGGACAGCACUAAAUAGGUUCUGUGUCCAGGCUGCUGUAGGGCAUCCACUUACAGUAUACGGAAAAGGUGGUCAGACCCGUGGAUAUCUGGACAUCAGGGACACUGUGCAGUGCGUUGAGCUAGCAAUAGCCAACCCAGCCAAACCCGGCGAGUUCAGAGUCUUCAAUCAGUUCACAGAGCAGUUCUCCGUCAACGAACUGGCCAAGCUCGUGACUGCUGCAGGAGCCAAGCUCGGUCUGGACGUGCAGACCAAGUCGGUCCCCAACCCACGGGUCGAGGCUGAGGAGCACUACUACAAUGCCAAGCACACGAAGCUGAUUGAGCUGGGCCUGGAGCCCCACCUGCUCUCGGAUUCCCUGCUCGACUCGCUGCUCAACUUUGCCGUCCAGUACAAGGACAGGGUCGACAUUGCCCAGAUCAUGCCCAGCGUUUCGUGGAAGAAGAUGGGCGCCAAGCCACGGACAGUCUCCGUUUAGAGGAAAGGGGACGUUCCCCUGGCGUAUAAUGUCAACCAUGACAUUGACAUUAUUGACAUACGUAAUGUAAUAAUUAUGCGCAUUAGUAUGAUGUGCUAGUUAGUGAGGUGUUUUAUUACGGUAUUAGGUUUCAUUUUUGCUGCCCCACGACUGGAACCUGCGAUCGAAGGGCACAUGUGUAUUUGAUUCUGUUCGCUCGAGCUCUUGAUCUGCUUCAAUGUGGACUGAUGACUAAAA